This is a messenger RNA of Humulus lupulus (European hop), 2515 nucleotides long. RefSeq names its product serine/threonine protein phosphatase 2A 57 kDa regulatory subunit B' theta isoform-like. Bases 683 to 2239 code for a protein of 518 amino acids. Lineage: Eukaryota; Viridiplantae; Streptophyta; Magnoliopsida; Rosales; Cannabaceae. Gene Ontology annotation, molecular function: protein phosphatase regulator activity. The record is from RefSeq and is a predicted model, not a curated record. Gene Ontology annotation, cellular component: protein phosphatase type 2A complex. Gene Ontology annotation, biological process: signal transduction. The transcript has 2 exons.
UACAAACGAAACGAACACUUUUCUCUGUAUCUCAUUACUAAAUUACCCUCUCUACACUUCUCUGUUUUCUUCUUUUUGGCCAAUUCCUUCUUCAAAGCCAUUACUGUAUUGUUUUGGAGUAUUGAUCGCUAUAAAUUCUUAGAUUGGGAAGAGAGCAACAAUUCGUUGAUCUUCUUUUUCUUUUUAUUAUUAUCAUCUUUUUUUUUUUUCUAGUGGAGAAACCGAUGUUUAAAGGUUCUUCCUUUCUCUGAUUUUUCAGAAGCUGAUUUUUUUUGGUUAAGAUUGGCCCUUUGAGUUGGAGCUUUUCAAUUCAACUCAAAUGUUCAAAAUUUUAAUCUGGGUAUUGGGUGAAAGAAGCUGAGGAGUGUUGGGAAGGGCACAUGAAUAUAUAAAGAUUGUUGGUCUGAUUUUUAGCAGUGAAAAAGGGUGGGCUUGAUUCUAGUUUUUGGAUGAGAAGGGGGGUUUAGAGCCCCCUUAAUUGACCUUUUCAACUUUUGGGUCUUUUUAUUAUCUAUUUCUUCAUUCAAAUAUUGGGUUUUAAGCAUUUGAGCUUUCUGCCUUCGAUUUGGUCUUGAUGGAGUAUUUAGUGGCUUUGGAUGCGGUCUCUUGUUGAUGGUGUUGUGAAGUUUUAGAGGGUGGCACUGUUGUUGUUGUUUUUUUUUUUUUAAUUUUUUUUUUCUGUAUGAGGAUGUUAAAACAUAUUCUCACUAAGCUUCAUCGGAAGACUAAGAGCGACGAAAAACGAGAACAUGGUGGAACCAAUGCUACUUAUGUUUCUUCUACCACUUCAAGAAGCAUUGAUUUAGACACUAACAAGUCUAGAAGUUCAGUUAUAUCUUUCCCUGGUGGUAACAAUUAUGCCUCUUCAGAAGUGGGACAAAAUCAUGGUAACAAAAAUGGUAGAGUUGCAGUGUCUUCUUCUAUUGAAUCAUUACCUGCAUUAAGGGAUGUUCCAACCAUUGAGAGGGAAAGCUUACUGAUAAAGAAGUUGAAUUUGUGUUGUGUUGUAUAUGAUUUCACUGACCCAACCAAGCACCUCAAAGAGAAAGAGAUCAAACAUCAUACAUUGUUGGAGCUAGUGGAUUACUUGACUUCUGCAAAUGUUAACUUUUCUGGAACUGUUAUGCAAGAGGGUGUUAAAAUGGUAUCCACAAAUUUAUUUAGAAUCUUUCCUCCACAACUGCGCGAGAGCAAAGUUGCAGAAGGCUUUGAUUUGGAAGAUGAUGAACCUUCCAUGGAUCCAGCAUGGUCUCACUUGCAAUUUGUGUAUGAGUUUUUUGUAAGGUUUGUUGCACCAUCUGAUAUUGAUGCAAAACAAGCUAAAAAAUAUGUUGAUCACUCUUUUAUUCUCCACUUGCUUGAGCUUUUCGACUCUGAAGAUCCUAGAGAAAGGGAGUAUCUGAAAACCAUUCUUCACCGAAUUUAUGGUAAGUUUAUGGUGCAUCGUCCAUUCAUCAGGAAAGCCAUCAACAACAUUUUUUAUCGCUUCAUUUUUGAGACAGAGAAGCAUAAUGGUAUUACUGAACUUUUAGAAGUUUUGGGCAGUAUUAUAAAUGGUUUUGCUCUACCAUUGAAAGAAGAACACAAGUUGUUUCUUUUCCGGGCCCUUAUUCCUUUGCACAAACCAAAAUGCUUUGCACUGUACAACCAACAAUUAUCUUACUGCCUCGCACAAUUUGUGGAAAAGGAUUGCAAGCUUGCUGAUGCAGUCAUAAGGGGCAUUUUGAAGUGCUGGCCAAUCACCAAUAGUUCCAAGGAAGUGAUGUUCUUAGGUGAAUUGGAGGAAGUUUUAGAAUUAACCCGGUCGCCCGAAUUCCAGCGUUGCAUGAUCCCCUUGUUUCGCCAGAUUGCUCGCUGUUUAAACAGUUCUCACUUUCAGGUUGCAGAGAGAGCAUUGUUUUUGUGUAACAGCGAUCACAUUGAGAACUUGAUCAAACAAAAUCACAAUGUCAUUCUACCAAUAAUCUUCCCUGCCUUGGAAAAUAAUGCUAGAAAUCAUUGGAACCAAGCUGUUCAUAGCUCGACCUUAAAUGUGCGCAAGAUUUUCCAUGAUCUUGAUCCCAAGUUGUUCAAAGAGUGCUUGCUCAAGUUUCAGGAAGAUAAGUCAAAGGAACAUGAGAUUAAAGCAAGACACGAAGCCACUUGGCAACGGUUAGAAGAGCUCGCUGUGAAGAACUUCACAAGCAACGAAGUAGUGCUCGUUUCACGCGAAGCUUCUCAUGCUGCAGCUUCAUUUUAGCUGCAGCAAGUGGACAGUUUGAAUGACCUGCAAUUUUUUUCAGUUGAGAUGAGAUUGGUAAAGAAACCGGUGAGUGGUGAAUGGUUCAAAUGGUUGAAUGUUGUAAUCAUUUAUUUACUCUCACCUGCUUCGAAAGAUUAAACAUACAGCAAAUCAUAUCUAUUCUAUUGGGAAGGGUUUUGGUCAAUAGCUGCUCAGAAUGUCCCAAGAAGCACUUUGUUUUGUUUAUCCUUGUUUUUUUCAGACUUAAUACAAAGCACAUUUUUUUGACUGAAA